GUUCAAAUUUGAAUGUAAUUUUUAGAUACAAUAUCAAACGUUGUAAUGGGCUCGGAAAUCCUCUUUGACGGUAAUAAUAGUAUUCAAGUGAGGACAACUGCCAUUUUCAGGUCACAUAAUGAGCAAGAAGGCGAAGAAAGAGACGGGAACACCGCACAAGGACACGUUUGACCCUGUUCUCGUUGAGGGUAAAACCCCAGAAACUGUGGUUCUUCUGCUGAGCUCCACAGAGGAAGACAUCCUCAUCAAAGCAUGUGAAGCAGUCCAUACAUAUGCAGAAAAAGGAGAUGAGAACAAAGUCUCUCUACUAGGACUUGGGGCACUGAAGCCUCUCUGCCAGCUCAUCACUCACAACAACAAACUGGUCAGAUGUAACGCCUUCAUGGCCUUGGGCGUGAUGGCCUCUAACAAUGAUGUGAAGAAUGUUCUGAAAAAGAUGGAUGCCAUUCCAUCAAUUAUUGACAAACUGUCACUUGAAGAAGAUGUAGUCAUCCAUGAGUUUGCAACGUUGUGCCUGGCUUGUCUGUCAGUGGAUUCAAUCUGUAAGGUCCAGAUCUCACACAAUAAGGGGCUGCCUCCUCUGAUCCAGCUCCUGUCCAGUCCAGACCCAGACGUCCAGAAGAACUCUCUUGAGAUCAUCUACAACUUGGUUCAGAAGGACUACGAAGACCGCCUUAAAGUACAUGAGCUGGGUGGGAUCGCUCCACUUCUUGAACUGUUGAAAUCGGACUUUCCUGUCAUUCAGCAUCUGGUUUUAAAGAUUCUGCAUAAUGUCACAACUGAUAAAGACUCACGGAAAACCUUCAGGGAGGAGCAAGGAUUUGAGAAGCUCAUGGAUAUACUCAGUAACAUGGAAUGGAAUGAUCUUCAUACUGAGGCCUUACAAGCCGUUUCUAACUGUCUGAGUGACAGUGAGAGUUUACAUUUGAUUCAUGAAGUUGGAGGACUGACCAGGCUGAUGGAGUUCAUUCAAACUCCCAACACACCUGAAAUCCAGUCCAGUGCUGUUAAAUGCAUCACCGGGAUUGCUCAGAGCUCUGAGAAUUGCAAGCUGCUUCAUGAACAGAACAUAGAGAAGGUUCUGGUAGAGCUUCUGUCUGCGCCUGAUUUCAGCGUGAGGAUAUCUACUUGCCAAGCUGUGUCUGUCAUGAGCCGCCACCCUGCUAGCAAAGACAGUUUCAAAGACUUGGGUGGCAUCCGUGCAGUUGUACAGUUGCUGAAGAAUGAGAAUUUGAGUCUAAGACAGGCUGCAACCCAGGCCCUCUCCAGCCUUACAGAUAACAGCCAGGUCAAUGCAUUUGCAGUGUACGAGGCAGGGGGCCUUGAGCUCCUUGUCCAGCAGCUCUGUGGAAGCUGUCCCAGGAUGGUGGCCAACUCUGCAGCCACACUUGGCAACAUGGCAGAACAAGAGGUCAUCCGUUGCAGCAUUUUGUCACGGGGCACCAUACAGGCACUGGUGGAGCCACUGAAGUCGACAAAUACGCAGGUCCUGAUUAGCACAGUGCACUGCCUGGCAAGGUUGGCUUCUGACACAGAGGCAAGAGCACAGCUACAAAGUGCUGGAGGCCUUCAGCCACUCGUCAGUUUGCUGCGCUCCUAUCACAAGGAAGUAUUACAUAAGACAUGCAUGGUCAUCAAUAUGUGUGUCAGCGAUAAGGCCACAGCUGUGGAGAUGUGCAAACUGGGAGCCUUGGAGAGGCUUCAGGAAAUCAACCAAUCAGUGAAUCGAAGGUGCAAUCUCAGCGAGUUAGCCAUGAUCAGCCUGCUGAACUCCAACUUGUCUGUUAAAUACAGCCUGACAGGACAUCUGGCAUCCACUGACAUUAUUACUGAUGGCUUUUAUGAUAAUGGGAAGGCUUCUGCAGGUCAGAGGAUUCUCACUUUAGAGGAGCUGUCCAUGCAGCCUAUCACCCAGCACCACCCAUCUAUUGCUGUCAACACAACAGAAACAGAAGAGGAUGUAUCAGAAGAGAGGCAGAGUAAUACGUCAGAAAGAGACACCAACAGCAAGACAGACUACAGGACACCUAGGAAGAAGAAAGCAGAUGACAGACAGAAAGAGGAUGGUGGGCAGAAAGAGGAGACCCAGCCCCAGACUCCUGCAGAGAAACCAUGGAAAAUGAUGGAUGACGAAUCGUUACAGAUUCUAAUUAAAAAGGCUAAAGAAUCCAUCCUCCCUUUAAAUAAUGAACGAGAGCAAUAUGCUGCUUUGGCCAGGUUAGUCAGCACAGCCAUGGGAGGAGAAGUCAAAAUGGAAAACUUGCAUGAAUUCUCAUGGGUGCUGCACAUCAGCAAGCUGAAGUUUAAACUCCAGUCUAAUGUUGUCCCCAUUGGUCUCAUCAAAAAGGGAUUCUAUCGCCAUAGAGCACUACUCUUCAAGUGUCUUGCUGAUUGCAUUGGACUGAGCUGCACACUCGUUCGGGGUGAGUACAACCGGGCUUGGAACGAGGUCCUUCUCUUUGAUGGGAGUCUGUCCAGCAACAGAUGCUCUUCACAGCCCAGCCGCUACAUCGUAGACCUCAUCCACCAGCCUGGAAAUCUGUUAAAGGCCAACAGCCCUGCUGCUGAGCAAUACCAGACUAUAUAGACCAACAGUGCAGUGCAAAAAUACUGUAGUCCAUACUGCUAAGAGCAGGUAUUUCACUGAGCUGUAUUAUAGAUCAUAUACUAAUGUGUAUUUCCUUUAUGGCAGAUUAAUAAAGCUCCUGUGAGGAAUUGUUUUGGUCAAUUUUAGCACCACUGUGGACAAAGCAGUAAAUUGUAUCUACCUGUUAAUCUUAAUAUGUGUAGGUAGAGUUUAUUCUUUUUCUCAGUCAACUAUAUCACUCAUUUUGAAAAUUUGCAGAUUAAAAUUUAAGAUGCUUUUUCUUGAGCGUACUGUAAAUAAUCUUGUCUAACACCUACUCUUGGAAUUACAGGUGUAUAAAACUACCAUAUUAAACUCUUGUUUUGUAAUUUUAGUCUGAUCCAUAACUGGCCAAAAACUCCUCAGAUGAACUUUAAAUAAUCAGUUAAUAUUUCAGUGUAUAUCUUUGCCAUAUUGAAAUACUCUUCAUCAGUUCAGUCCUUUUCAGUGUCAUCAUGCUGAAUUUGCUCCUUGUUUUUAUUUUAUUUUUCAUAAAUUUUGAGGAUAAGAGGAACCAUUUGGCUGUUGGAUAUACUUUAAAUAAUAUUUGCAAAUGAACCAGAAAAAAUAUGAAGCUUUAUCAUUUCCUAGUGCUAAUUAAUGUUUUUAUGAAAAAAAUUAACAUGAAAUAUGUCAACUGCUUUUCCCAAGAUGAUUUUGGUGGGGGACAGAAUAUACUUUAUUAAGUAUACUAAAUUAUUUAAUUGAUCUUU
Cheilinus undulatus (humphead wrasse) is the source of this 3339-nucleotide messenger RNA. It is a transcript of the gene armc3, whose product is annotated as armadillo repeat containing 3. The transcript has 18 exons. The record is from RefSeq and is a predicted model, not a curated record. Bases 119 to 2587 code for a protein of 822 amino acids. Gene Ontology annotation, molecular function: protein binding. NCBI's taxonomy places the organism in Eukaryota, Metazoa, Chordata, Actinopteri, Labriformes, Labridae.